CCGUGGCCGCAGCACCGCCGUCGGAAAGGCCGCGGCCGGCACAGUGGCGCCCCCGGGGUCGCGGAAAUCCCCCGGGGAGCUUGCCAGGCCGCGGGUUAGGGGAAGUGCGUGCGGUUACCGCCGCGGAGUUCCCCCACGUCCUGCGAGGAAAGCACCGGCCGCGGCGGGCCGCACAGAUGGGGGCGGGCCGGCCUCCGAGACGCUAAAAGCCCCGCCGGCCUCCCGCCCGCACCGCAGAGCCCGGCGACCGGGGCCACCCGAGGACACGGCCGGCUUCAGCCGCGGGCGCGCUGGGCCUGGGGGCUGCAGGUUUUACAAAAGAGGCAAACUAUUCGACUUCUAGAUUUUUUCCAGUUUUUUCUAUAAAUCAGAACAUCUCAAAAUGGAGGCCUAAAACCCUUAAAAGGGACUUAGUCUAAUCUCCGGGAGGUAGUUUUGUGCAUGAAUAAACAAAUUCAAUAGUGAACUGGAGUUUUGGUAUCCAAAGAAUGUUAAUUUAAAAAACCUAGAUCAUAUGACUGAAUCUAGUCAUAUGAGUUGUAACUAUGAAGUGAUAAUAAUCUUGAUUUGAAUCUGACUUGUGACAUAAAGGAGAAGUGAGUCUCGCUGGAACAUACUGUUGAGCCACGGGCUGCAGUGCAGGAUAGAAAAAAGGAACUCGUGUUUGGUAAAGAUCUACAGAUGAGUUGCAGUUAGCUAGAACAAAGAGUAAAUUAGAGAAAUAUGCAGGAGAGACUUCUGACGGGUGGGAGUCAAGAACUCCAACGUCAAGAACAAGACCUCCCAAUACAACACACGGUGAGAGGGCAUGACACGUGAGCGGGGUCGACUGGUGAAGAAAUUACCUGACCAGGUACAUGACCGUCGAUAUGUUAGAAGUCCACAGUUUGGUUUGUUCAAAUGCGCUCUUGUCUGUGAGAAGGAUAGCAAUGGGAAUGACAGCUGGGUGGUGACAUGUUGGGAAAUGAACAGACUUAGCAGAGAAGAGGUACACAGAGACAGGGAUUGGCACCAGGAAGGUUUUUAUAACAACGUGUAAUGUUUUUGUCCAAUGAAAAGCAAACCAAAGUGAGGCACAGUAACUUAGCUUUGAGGGAAAUCAUCACCGGUAUGGAGAUGCAUUUCUCAUGCCAUCUGGACGUAAAGCAUUACAGUCUGCGUGGAAGCCCCAGCAUGAGUGCGCCAGGGGCCAGACCGCUGCUAGAAAACCCAUACAGCUUGUUUGCUGGUCCUUGCUAAUAUUCUGGAUGCAGACCCUAUUUACUGGUAGCUAGUCACAACUGAGACAUCCCAAAUUUUACGAAGGUCUUUGCUUGUCAAAAGGAGUAGACUGUGACAAAGUAAAUUUAUUAUUUUUUGUUAUAAAUUCUGGUUGAAGGUAUGCUUUCUGUAAAAUUAGUUCUGACCAAAGCCAAAUCUGUAUGAUUUGAUUAUCCAGCUUAGCCUACAAAUUCAGUGCUCUGACUUUUGAUUCUUUUAAAAAAUAAAUCCAUUAUCAGAAUAGAAGACCUGGUAUUGUCUCUCAGCAGCCUGAAGCUGAGCCCAAAAAGACCAACUAAGUGAAUACAUUCAUCUUGAUAAUUUAUUUGAAAUAAAAUGUUUAAUUUGCUAAGUUCUAGUGGAAUCACUAUGACUCAGCAACCAAGCUCCUGAUUAUGGGAAGUAAUUAUUAUUUAAUAAAUUUUGAAAUAGGCCUUAAGAUGCAUCAACCAAUUCCCUUCCUAUUUCAUCUCUUCAUUUAUAGGAAAAUUCUAGAUUGUUUUGUUUUCCCUAUUAAAAUUAUUAUAGGAAGAAAAAUUACUUAAUUUGUGCAAGAUUUGGGAUGUGCUAUAUUUCACUGCAUCUCAGAAGUCAUUGAUUGUAAGACACACCAUCACUUUAAAUACUUUUGGGAAAUACAGAUGCUGCUAAUUAAAAUAUGAUGUUAUUAGUUGUAAGAUACCUCUCAACAGAUACUUGAAAGAUGCCUCUUAAAAUCAGUAAAAUAGGGUUGUGCGUUCUUUUGAGGUAGGUCUUAUGCUUUUUCUUUUUUUCUGGCUACCAAAUCUCAUAAUUAAAAAAAGGCAAAACAAACCUAGUUUGAGUUUAGUUUCUGUAGAGCACUUACUGAGCAUAGCUUUCCCCAUGCAAACAAGCUAGUUGCAUAAGUCCCACGUUUCAUCUGCAGGCUGGCUGAAUGCCGCAGCACUGUGCCUGGGAGGGACCAGACGUGGAGUGGCCUCCGGUGACCCAAAGUGCUCUACGCUUUCACGGAGGGUUUUGAUUUUCUUCAUGAGGUGCUGUGUAUCACCAUGUUUACACUGUGUGUAUAAAGAUCAUGCAAAGGUGUGGGUGUACGUAAUUGUCCCUUAAAAUGUGUCCGUGUAGAACGCAGACUCUCAGCCAACACCCUAAAUGUGCAGAGGAAGAGAAUGACGAGAGACGUCCCGGUGUGGAUGCUCCACCGAGGAUUAAAACUAACCCAAAUCAAGAGCCGUGCACAAAACUACCUCCCCUGAGAAAGGCUAGUCCCUUUUCUUCCCCGUCCACUUCACUAUGAACAUUGUACAGAAUAGCCUGUUCUUGUCCAAUUUGCUGAAAAGCACCCCCGUGCUUGAGCUGAAAUACGACUUUUCAUGUGAACUCUAUAGAAUGUCUACAUACUCAACGUUCCCCGCCGGCGUCCCCGUCUCAGAGAGGAGUCUGGCCCGGGCGGGGUUUUACUACACUGGUGUGAACGACAAGGUCAAGUGCUUCUGCUGUGGCCUGAUGCUGGACAACUGGAAGCCUGGAGACAACCCUAUUGAAAAGCACAAACAGCUCUACCCCAGCUGUAGUUUUAUUCACAGUCUGGUUACUCUUACUAGCCGGGAUUCCACCUUUAAGAAUCCUUCUCCAACGAGGCACACUCUCACACAUUCAUUAUCUCCCACUUUGGAACACGGUGGCUCAUUCAGUGGUUCUCAUUCCAGCCUUGCACCAAACCCUGUUAAUCCUAGAGCAGUCGAAGACUUCUCCCCAUUGAGGACUAACCCCUACAGUUACGCGAUGAGUACUGAAGAAGCCAGGUUUCUCACUUACCACAUGUGGCCGUUAACCUUUUUGUCACCAUCAGACCUGGCGAGAGCUGGCUUUUAUUAUAUAGGACCCGGAGACAAGGUAGCCUGCUUUGCCUGCGGUGGGACCCUGAGUAACUGGGAACCAAAGGAUGAUGCGAUGUCGGAACACCGCAGACAUUUUCCCAACUGCCCAUUUUUGGAAAAUUCUCUGGAGACGCUGAGGUUUAGCAUUUCAAAUAUGAGCAUGCAGACACAUGCAGCUCGACUGAGGACAUUUAUGUACUGGCCGUCCAGUGUACCCGUUCGGCCUGAGCAGCUUGCAAGUGCUGGUUUCUAUUACGUGGGUCGCAAUGAUGAUGUCAAAUGCUUUUGUUGUGAUGGUGGCUUAAGGUGUUGGGAAUCUGGAGAUGACCCGUGGGUGGAGCACGCCAAGUGGUUUCCAAGGUGUGAGUUCUUGAUACGCAUGAAAGGGCAGGACUUUGUUGAUGAGAUUCAAGCUCGGUACCCUCACCUUCUUGAGCAGCUUUUGUCAACAUCAGAUACUUCUGGAGAUGAAAAUGCUGAUCCACCAAUUGUCCAUUUUGGCCCUGGAGAAAGUUCUUCAGAAGAUGCAGUCAUGAUGAACACCCCCGUGGUGAAGGCCGCCUUGGAGAUGGGCUUCAGUCGAAGUCUGGUGAGGCAGACGGUGCAGAGUAAGAUCCUGACCACUGGGGAGAAUUACAGAACCGUUAACGAUAUUGUGUUAGCGCUUCUUAAUGCUGAAGAUGAGACCCGAGAAGAAGAGAAGGAACAACAAACUGAAGAAAUGGCAUCAGAUGAUUUGUCAUUAAUUCGGAGGAAUAGAAUGGCUCUCUUUCAACAGUUGACUUGUGUGCUUCCUAUCCUGGAUAAUCUUUUAAAGGCCAAUGUAAUUAAUAAACAGGAACACGAUAUCAUUAAGCAAAAAACACAGAUACCUUUGCAAGCAAGAGAACUGAUUGAUACCGUUUUAGUUAAAGGAAACACUGCUGCCAACAUCUUCAAAAGUUGUUUAAAAGAAAUUGACUCUACCUUAUAUAAGAAGUUAUUUGUGGACAAGAACAUGAAGUAUAUUCCAACUGAAGAUGUUUCAGGUCUGUCGCUGGAAGAGCAGUUGAGGAGGCUGCAGGAAGAGAGGACGUGUAAAGUGUGCAUGGACAAAGAAGUUUCCAUAGUGUUCAUUCCGUGUGGCCACCUGGUCGUGUGCCAGGAAUGUGCCCCCUCUCUGAGAAAAUGCCCCAUCUGCAGGGGGGUAAUUAAGGGCACCGUUCGUACCUUUCUCUCAUAAAGGUCCUUAGCACAUUGUUGAACACGUGAAGCUGUCUGAAGUAUAAAAGAAUUAUUGGUUCUUUAAUUAGGACAUUUGUGUUGUAUUCUGCUUUGCUACUAGUGGUCUUGAUUCAGAACAUUAGUAUCCUGUGCCCUAAUCUUUGUUUAGGCAAAGGGGGGGUUUGUGUGUGAUGGGCUGUGUUAGUGUGCGUGUGCGAGUUCAGGGGAGGUUACGGGGGAGCCUCAGUGCCCUGAGGUGUCCUGUCGGAAGGGCCUGGGUUUGGUGUCCCUUCUGGAAGCUUUGAGCACGACCUGAGAGUGUGCAGUUGACAAGACUUGGACACCGGGCAGGACCACUGGAGUUUACCACAUUUACCGUGCCAAAUUCUCUUUGAUGUUUUUCCACUUGUGUUUUAAAAUAAGGACUUCUUUCUUACUGGUCAAUAAGCUUUUCCCUAAUUUGUGAGACCCUCUUAAUAAAAUUCUUUAAAAAGACUGCA
This is a messenger RNA of Callorhinus ursinus (northern fur seal), 4825 nucleotides long. NCBI's taxonomy places the organism in Eukaryota, Metazoa, Chordata, Mammalia, Carnivora, Otariidae. The record is from RefSeq and is a predicted model, not a curated record.